Olea europaea var. sylvestris is the source of this 2460-nucleotide messenger RNA. RefSeq names its product MATH domain and coiled-coil domain-containing protein At3g58270-like. The record is from RefSeq and is a predicted model, not a curated record. Bases 1101 to 2234 code for a protein of 377 amino acids. NCBI's taxonomy places the organism in Eukaryota, Viridiplantae, Streptophyta, Magnoliopsida, Lamiales, Oleaceae. Gene Ontology annotation, molecular function: protein binding. The transcript has 6 exons.
UAUAGUUGAUCCCAUGGCAAGGCCUUUAGGCCCUAUAUAUGUCCAUGUGACCGCAUGCUGAAAUGGCCUAUGUGGUCGUAUAGUAGUACAAUUUGGCCUUAGUUUCACUCUUUCAUUCCAUACUCGAUUUUAUUGAUUUUGAACAUAACUACAACAAAAAAGAGAAUAACUUACCAAGUCUCCACUUGUAAGCAAGCCCAUCAAAGCCAAAGUAGAGUCUUCUUUUAGCAUUUCUUUUUCUCCACUCCAACAAAAAGCAUCAAAAGUAAGCACUUAUUAAAGAGUCUAUGAGAGAAAAACACAUGUCUGGUCAUUUUGCUCGAAACUACCCCCAUGGAUCAAGAACCAAACGAUUUGAGUACCCGUUUGAUAAUUUUUUUAUUUUCGUUUCUAUAUUUUUUUUAAGAAUAUUUUUACGAGGUAUGAAAAUUAAUUUUUGAACUUCCAUUAAAACCUUUUAUAAAAGUGUUUCAUAAAAGUAACACUUCUAUAAAAUUAUCAAAAGCAGCCUUUAGUUUUCAAAAUUUAAUUUUGAAGUGGUAAAGAUGGGAGAAAAUAUAAUUUUAUUAAAAAAAAAAAUAGCCGAGUCUCAAGCAGUCUUGGGCGAGUUCAUGGGACAAGCAGAGUCAUACUUCGUUAGAUAGAGGUGAUAUUUUAGUUUAAUGACUAAAUAAGUCAUAAAAAUACUCUAGUGAUCAGUUAGAUAUUUUGCUUGAACUUCAAUGACUAUUAGUAAAUAAACUCACGGCCUUCACUUUCCUCAAAAAAGUUAAAGGGCAUUCGGCAAAUGUACAAAAACUGCAAGGGAUGAGUAGGGGAGAUUUUGGCAUAAUUUUAUCAAACAUGGGUCCAUACGUUUGAGACUUUCAGUAGAAUUCUACAGAACAAUUUUAUGUAGAAGUGGAAAUGUUCAAAGUUAAAAGGACGUUCAGGAAGAAGGGUUGAACAUUGACUGAACUUCUCAUCAGCAAAGUACUGAGUAGACACAGGAGGAUUUUGGGUGAAAAUCAUCUUUUUAUCCUUUUGUUUUCAUUGGUUAUUUCGCAUAAGAUUGAAGAAAGGGUUAGUUCUGCAUUUAGAUUUGGCAGAGCUCUUUAAAUAUGGGAGAAAAUAAGCAAUUGAAGGAUUGUGAGGAGAUAAGAUAUACAUGGAGGAUUAGGAAUUUCUCUAGUUUAAAUGUAUCCAAGAUUUGCUCUGGAAUAUUUGAGGUCAGUGGAUGUAGAUGGAGGUUACUCGCUUACCCAAAAGGAAAAGGUGAUGAACAUUUGUCUUUGUAUCUUGAAGUUGCCAAUAAAGAUAGCUUACCAGAUGGAUGGAGUAGAACAGCCAACCUCACUAUAAUUCUGAUUAACCAAAAGAAUAGCACAAUGUCUAUCAAGCAAGAAGCAGAACACCAAUUCAAAAAGGGAGAUAGUGGCUGGCGCUUCGCCUCUUUUUUUCCUCUUAGUAAACUACAUGAUAAAAAUGGUGGUUAUCUUGUUGAUGGGACAUGUGUGAUUGAAGCUGAAGUGUCCGUAACUGAUGUCUUCCCUGUUUCCACAGAUGAACCUUCUGAUUAUUCCGUUCAUAGCGAUCAGAGCAUCGAUUCAAUGAGUGAUUUAGAUGAUGCGGAAUCUAUUUCCAUCAAGGAUGAAUCCUUUCUCAAGUCAAUAUCAAGGGAAUCAACUAGUUCGAUUGAAGAUGUCGCAAGUUCGGCAAAAAAGCGCUUUGACAAGCUGAUUUCGUUACCUUUAGAUGAUUUGGUCGACCCGGAGAAUGAAACUGCAAUGAUAGAGACUCUGUCAAUACUUGGUGACAACCUUUCUUUGUUUUCUGACGACCUGGCAAAACAAAUUAUGCAGUUGAAAGCUAAUUUCCCCAUAACUCUACAGAAGUGGAGAGACUUGGUUCAAGUUAAGGAAAAUUGUCAACAUUCAUUGUCCACUUCUGAGAUAACCAAGAAUUUGCUCGAAGAUUCAGUCGAAACCGAAAAGGGAAUAAAGACUCAACUGGAAGAGUUGAAGAUCAGAGAGGAGGAGCUGAAGGUACAGCUAGAGGCACUUCAAAAUAAGAGCCAACGGCUCGUGAAGGAACGGUUAGAUGUAUCAAAGCAGACACAGCAAAUUUAUGCUCUUGCUGAGGAGCAGGCGGGCAAGAUUGGAGGCAAAGAGCAAGAGUUGAGUGUAGCGAACAAGAAUUUAGAGGAUUUGAAAUCUAACUGGUCAUCCAUGAAAUCUUUCUUCGUUGAAGGCUGAGCUUCUGGACCUCCAACAUAUAAAUAUAGUGUGGAUUUUGAGGGGUGGUGUCGUGUUGUGUUUCUGGUUUUCUUUGCUGGAUGUUGAGGGGUGGUGUGGACCUCCAACAUAUAAAUACACUUUGUUUUGGUUUGUGUUUCCGUUCCACUUUUUAUUUAAAGACUUCUCUUAUUUGCGCAAAUUGUCACAUAAACGGAUCCAAAUAAUAACCCCAAUUUUCAGAAAU